Messenger RNA from Mytilus trossulus (common blue mussel), 1242 nucleotides. RefSeq names its product E3 ubiquitin-protein ligase PPP1R11-like. The record is from RefSeq and is a predicted model, not a curated record. The transcript is spliced from 4 exons. Gene Ontology annotation, cellular component: nucleus. Lineage: Eukaryota; Metazoa; Mollusca; Bivalvia; Mytilida; Mytilidae. Bases 188 to 529 code for a protein of 113 amino acids. Gene Ontology annotation, molecular function: protein serine/threonine phosphatase inhibitor activity; protein phosphatase 1 binding.
AUUUAAUAUAUUUAUGAAUUAUGGUGUGAGUGGAUAAGCUAGUUAAAAAAAUUGCAAUAAGAUCGGUUUUCGUAUGCAUAAUUUGAUUACACCAAAUGAUAUGAAUGACUAAGAACCAUAACUCUUCAUCGGUUAAAAGAUCAACAAACAUCAAGAAGGUUCGGUUAAAGGACUAGGCCCUGUGUAAAUGGCCGAGGCGUCAGCCCAAGCAGCCAGUCCUUCGGUUGUGCUAACAACCGAAACUCAAGAGAAUCAGCCCAGUCCAAGACUACACCUGAAGCUAAGAAAGCCUAAAAAUGAUAAGAAAGUCAAGUGGAGUACAGAAACUGUAGAUAAUGAACAUCUGAAUAAGAAAAAGUCCAAAUGUUGUUGUGUCUAUGAGAAACCAAAAAUGUUUGGUGAGUCAUCAGAUGAAGAUGAUGAGGAUUUUACAUGUAAUUGUCGUGGACAUAAAGACAAAUGCUUCAAACAUGACCAUGAUCAUGAUCAUGGAUCAGGACCAAAUGAACAACCUGGACCAAGCAGUUAAUGGCACUCCAAACUGUUGCUUGUUUUUAUUGUUAAGUCAGAUUUUAAAUGUACAGCUUGUUGGGAUAUAUUAAUAUAUUGCAUUAUAUGCAAUUUCUAAACAAAAUUUCUGAUUUUGUAUCUUAUGUUUCUAGUUAAUUGUUUUUCAUAAAAUAGUUGUUAUAACACAUUGUGAUAGAAAUUCGAUAUUUGACUAUGAUCCAUCAGAUUUAUUGUUUGCUCUGUGUAAGAUCCGAAAACACCCUGUAAGGGGAUAUGGUCAGUAAGCUUUUAGAAUCCCAUGAAAUAUUUUGACACAAAAGUUUCAAUAUUUUGCUUUUUUUCAUUUUUUUUUCUAAUAGUUUAUUGUAAUUUGAUAAACAUUUGAUCAAUUUAACUCUCAAUUUUGUUUUUAAUUCAACACUUUGGCUUACAUGAAAAAAAAUUGAUAUCAAAAUGCUGGCAUGUCACUCAAAUUUAUCUUUGAUUAAAAAUAUUGCAUGAAAGGUCAUCUAAAUGUGUCUUUUGGGAUGUUUUCAAAUCUCAAUUGCACUUCAUCAUAUUUUACAGAGCACAUUAUAAGAUCUGAUAUGAUUUAGAUUUUUUGUUACAUCCGUAAGAAAAUAUUUUUUUAAUUAGAAACUGUUAUUGUUAUUUGCUUAUCUGACAAAUAUUGACUGAUUGUGUUAGGCCAAAAUAAAAUAGUUAUUUUUCCAGUAACCAAACUGACCCCAA